CCUCUCCAUGAUCGCCUGAGCUCGCCGGCGACACUUUCUGCUACAGUUCCGGUUGUCAAGACCUUGCUUUCCUGGUUCUGUACAUCUAGUCUUAUUACAUCGAAUCAUAAAUAGUGGUUCAUCUAUAGAUCUUGUCAUGCACUUUUCUUGUGCCAGGUGAAUUUCACCAUUCAUGAUGGAUUUAAAAUUCAAAGGUCCAAAAUGGGUUGGAAACAUUUACCAGAAGUUUGAAGCAAUCUGCCAUGAGGUGGAUGAUAUUGUAAAACAGGAUACAAUUAAAUAUGUGGAAAACCAGAUGCAUUCAGUGGGUAAAAAUGUGAAGAAACUCUGUUCUGAUUUACUUCCUCCUUUAGGGCAUCCUGUCAAACAUGUGGCUGAAGAUGUGGUUAUUGAAAAGAAUGCUGCUGUUAGUACUAAGACAACGAAAAGCUUGCAGGAAAAGUCUGUUGAUGCAACUGAAAAGCAAUCAUCAACAGAGCCCAAUAUAAUAGAUCCUGUGACAAGCCAGCCGAGUCUUGCCUCAAGUGAACAUCACCUUGGGGACCAACUUAGUUCUCUAACUUCUAUGGAUACUCUUGAGGAGUCAGACUCCAACUUACGCAUAGGAAAGGUUGACGACAUUCUGACAAAUGAAAACUCGGCCACAGACAAACCAAUUCUGUCAAAGUUAACUUCUCCUGGUGGUGAAGAACAUAUCGCAGAGUCACCAGUUCAUAGUAAAUAUGAAAAUAGACAGGCAGCCUUGUCUGAGGUUGAAACCUCCACUGAUGAAUUGGAGCAAAAAUCAAGGCGUGAUAACUUUUCUGAUGAAGUUGAGUGUGUGUCUGGUGUUUCAACUGUAAUGGUCUCCAAUAUAGAGCCCAAAGUAAUGGAUCCAGAAAACCAGCUGAGUCUUGUCUCUAGUCAAUCUCACCUUUUAGAGCAACAUAGUUCUCCGACUUCCAUGGAUACUCUUGAGGGCUCAGAGUCAAUCUUAUACAUGGGAAAAAUUGACGGCAUUUUGACAAAUGAAAACUCAGAUGUUAACAAAGAAGAAUUUUCCACAAAAGAGUAUGCACCUAAUAUGCUGGAGUCAACCUCUUCUGGUGUGGUAGAACACUUUACGAUGUCACCAAUUGGGGUAUUUGAUCAAAGCAAUGAUGAAAAUAAACAUGCUGAUUUGUCAAAGGUUGGACCUGAAACCCCAGUACAUGAAGGGGAGUUUGAAUCUCUGCAAAACUGGACCCUUUGGGAUGACUAUGUUGAUGAAAUUGAGUGCGUUUCUGGUGCUUUGAAUUCCACUUCGGAAAUGUCCUUUUCAGUUGUCUCUGCGGAGAAUACUACAGAGGAUGUUGGACUUGCAUCCUUCAGCAGAUCCAAUGCAAAGGAAUCUCUUAGGAUCUCUGAAAAUUCACCUGAAAAGUUAACCGAGGAAGCAAUGUUUUGUCAUAACUCUGUUGAGGGGGUCAGUUUUGUUGAAAAUUUCUCUGAUGUUGCACAUGAAACCUCAGCACAUAGUUUGGAGUUUAAAUCUCAGCUCGACUUGACUGCUUGGGAUAACUUUGCUGAUGAAACUGAGUGUAAUUCUGGUGGUUCAAAUACAACUUCUGAAAUGGUCUCCUCAGUUGUCUCUGGGGAGAAAUCUAUAGAGGAGGUUGGCCUAACAUCCUUCAACUGCUCCAAUGCUAAACCACUAAGGGUCUCUGAAGAUUCACCUCAAAAGUUAUCCACAGAAGCAAUGUUAUGUCAUAAUUCUAGUGAGGUGGCUGGUUGUGUUUGUGAUAUGUCUGAGGUCGUACGUGACAAUUCAGCACAUGGCGUGGAGUCUGAAUUCCAGCCAAGCUCGCCAGCUUGGGAUGAGUGUUCUGAUGAUAUCCAAUGUGUUUCUGGUACUUCAAAAGAUACAUCUGAAGUAGCCUGUUCAGUUGUCCCUGGAGAGAAUGCUGCAGCGGAGAUUGGACUUCCGUCCUUCGGCAGUUCCAAUGCAAAGGAAUUUCUUAAGUUCACUGAAAAUUCACCUCAAAUGUUAUCUGUGGAAGCUAUGUUUUGUCAUAGUUCUGGUGGCUACGCUAGAUGUGUUUCUGAUAGCUCGGAUGGAUUCUCAUCAUCAGCUCCAGCCCUAACCGUGUCCAGUAAGACUAAGGACACUGAAGUUCGACUUUCUUCAUUCAGCAGUGUGCUAUCAAUUGAAGAAGGCACUUCCAGAAUCACAGAGACCAUGCCUCUGACAGUACCUUCUGGAAAACAGCAAGUCAAGAUCUGCGAGUCCGUUCAACAUGAGGCUGUAGUGCCCUCUGCAGAUACUGGAUGUUUGGAUGAAUCAAGUUCUGAUAUUGCUUACUGUCACAUGGAAAGCAUUGACUUGCAUGAUAAGGUGAAGAUUGAGGAAAGCUGUGUCAAUGUAGAGGAUAGUGUACUUCAUGCUAUUUCUCGCAGAGCAAGAAAGCAAAGAUCAUACAAGAAACAAAUCCAGGAUGCUUUUACAUCAAAGAAGAGGUUGGUGAAGGAGUAUGAACAGCUAGCGAUUUGGUUUGGAGAUACUGGUUUAGAUUCCAGCCAAGAAGCAACUUCUAACAAGGAAAAUUCGGGAACUCAUCAUGCAGGUGACUCUGAAUGGGAGCUUCUGUAAGCAAUAUAAUUUGUGUAUGUAAUUAAAUGAAAUUGGAGUAUUGGACCGGUUACAAGGCUGCUUGCCUUUCAGAUAAAACAUGUUGGAAAGUGAUCGAGUGAUCAAGCCGACUAAAUAGCGUUAGAUGGGUUAGUAUUGGUUCCAAGAUAUGUGAUAAAGAGGAACAUAUGAGUUACAUACAGGUGAUAUUGGAUGUCUCACUCCUUUUUCUUCUUC
This is a messenger RNA of Rosa rugosa (rugosa rose), 2824 nucleotides long. RefSeq lists its product as uncharacterized. Lineage: Eukaryota; Viridiplantae; Streptophyta; Magnoliopsida; Rosales; Rosaceae. The transcript has 7 exons. The record is from RefSeq and is a predicted model, not a curated record. Bases 173 to 2608 code for a protein of 811 amino acids.